Molecule: messenger RNA, 580 nt
Organism: Vitis vinifera (wine grape)
Lineage: Eukaryota; Viridiplantae; Streptophyta; Magnoliopsida; Vitales; Vitaceae
Product: probable calcium-binding protein CML31
Exons: 1
Coding region: 90-512 (140 amino acids)
Molecular function (GO): calcium ion binding
Source: RefSeq, a predicted model, not a curated record
UCCUUUUAUGCGUCUCAUAAAGCUAUAUAUAGACUCACAAAUUGUUAUUCACAACACUCCAAGCAUCCAAGUUCUUGCGGUAAGCAGCCAUGAUUAACUGCAGCAUAUAUGAACGCAUAUUCAAGCGCUUUGAUGAAGAUGGUGAUGGGAAACUCUCUCCUUCGGAGCUUCGAAGUUGCGUGGGGACGAUAGGGGAGGAGCUGCUGAUGGAGGAGGCGCAGGAGGUGGUGGAGUCGAUGGACUCAGACGGGGAUGGGUUGGUGGGUUUGGAGGAAUUUGUGGGGUGCAUGGAGAGAGAGGGCGAAAAGAGAAAGAUGGAGGAGUUGAGAGAGGCUUUUAGGAUGUAUGAGAUGGAAGGGAGUGGGUGUAUUACUCCAAAGAGCUUGAAGAGGAUGCUGAGUAGAUUGGGGGAGUCGAGAAGCGUGGAGGAGUGCAGUGUUAUGAUCAGGCAGUUUGAUGUUAAUGGCGAUGGGGUUAUGAGCUUUUAUGAGUUCAAGCUCAUGAUGCUUUAAUAUUGUUUGAUACCUUCCACAUGAAUUUUAUAUUCUUUUUAGAUUUAUAAAGAGUGAUUUGUAUUCAA